AUGGCAACCCUGGAACUAUACAGCAAGGGGGCAAGUGUGUGGAUCCCAGACCCAGAUGCUGUCUGGGUUUCAGCCCAGCUCCUCAAUGACUACAAGCCUGGAGAGAAACAACUGUCGCUUCAGCUCCCAAAUGGAAAUGAGGUCCAGUACCCGGUGAGCUCCCCCUCUGAUCUCCCCCCUUUGGGAAACCCUGACAUCUUGGAGGGCGAGAAUGAUCUCACAGCGCUCAGCUUUCUCCAUGAGCCUGCUGUGCUUCAUAACCUCCGGGUUCGAUUUCUGGACUACAACAGCAUUUACACCUACUGUGGUAUUGUCUUGGUUGCGAUCAAUCCUUAUGACCAUCUGCCCAUAUAUGGAGAGGAAGUGAUUGAUGCUUACAGCGGUCAGGACAUGACCGACAUGGAGCCUCACAUCUUCUCUGUGGCUGAGGACGCCUACCGCACGAUGACCAGAGAGGAGAAGAACCAGUCGAUCAUCAUCAGUGGGGAGUCAGGCUCGGGUAAAACUGUCUCGGCUAAGUUCACCAUGCGAUACUUCGCUGUGGUCGGAGGAGCGUCGCAGCAGACCAGCGUGGAGGAGAGAGUUCUGGCCUCUAACCCAAUCAUGGAGUCCAUUGGUAAUGCCAAAACCACCAGAAAUGACAACAGCAGUCGUUUUGGGAAGUACAUUGAGAUUGGAUUCGGCAAGAAUGGAGACAUUAUUGGAGCAAACAUGAGGACGUAUCUCUUGGAAAAGUCAAGGGUCGUCUUCCAGGCAUCAGCGGAAAGAAACUACCAUAUCUUCUACCAGCUGUGUGCAUCCAGAGAUCUGCCUGAAAUGAGGUCCCUGAAAUUGGACGGACCUGAGAGUUUUCGCUACACCAAUCAAGGAGGAGACAUGCAGAUACCUGGGACUGAUGAUGUGGCCGACCUGGAGCGCACACGCAAUGCGUUCACCAUUCUGGGUGUGAAGGCUGACCAACAGCUGGAGCUCUUCAGGAUCAUUUCAGCUAUUCUGCACCUGGGUAACGUCAACAUACAAGCCAGUGGGAGAAGUUCUGACAAGAGUUACAUUGAUGCUGAGGACAUCUCACUGACCAACUUCUCCAAGCUUCUAGGGGUUGAGGGAUCUCAGAUGGCUCACUGGCUAUGCCACCGCAGGUUGACUGUAGGAGGUGAAAUGCUGGUUAAACCCAUGACCGGUCAGCAAGCGGUGGAAGCCAGAGAUGCGCUUGCGAAGCACAUCUACGGUCAACUAUUCACAUGGACCGUGGAGAGGCUAAACUCAGCCCUGCGCUCCCAGAGAGGACAAGCCAAGUCUUUCAUAGGGGUGUUAGACAUCUAUGGAUUUGAAACCUUUGAGCGGAACAGUUUUGAGCAGUUCUGUAUAAACUACGCCAAUGAAAAGCUGCAGCAGCAAUUCAACAGGCACGUGUUCCACUUGGAGCAAGAGGAGUACAUCAGAGAAGAGCUGGCCUGGAGCAGGAUCGAGUUCAGUGACAAUCAGCAGUGCAUCAACCUCAUUGAGGGACAACUGGGCAUGUUUGAUCUGCUGGAUGAGGAGUGCAGGAUGCCUAAAGGUUCAGAUGAGAACUGGGUGCGCAAGCUUUAUGACCAGCACCUGACCAGCGUGCCUCAUCCUCACUUCCGAAAACCACGCAUGUCCACCAGUGCCUUCAUUGUUCUGCAUUUUGCUGACACGGUACAAUAUGAAAGUGAGGGCUUUUUAGACAAGAAUCGGGACACGGUGUUUGAGGAGCUCAUCAACAUUCUCAAAGCAAGCCAGUCUGAGCUGGUGGCCGAGCUGUUUCAGCAGCUGGGAAAUACACCUUCUGUGGCCAAUGGAAGUGUUCGCUCUGGAAAAAGAACCACCAGGGAGCAUAAGCUGACUGUGGGCUGCCAGUUCCGUCAGUCGUUACAGAUGUUAAUGGACACUCUCAACAGCACCACCCCUCACUAUGUCCGCUGUAUUAAACCCAACGACCUUAAAGAGCCUUUCAUGUUUGACCCCAAGAGGACAGUCCAGCAGCUCAGGGCCUGUGGGGUGCUGGAGACCAUUCGUAUCAGCGCAGCAGGUUACCCGUCCAGGUGGACGUAUGAGGAGUUUUUCUCCAGGUAUCAUGUUCUCCUUCAUGGUACUCAGAGGGUCGACCAGGCCCCAGCCUUGUGCAGGAAGGCUCUGCCUCAUCUCAUCACAGACCCAGACCAAUACUGCUUUGGAAAGACCAAAGUGUUUUUCCGGGCCGGUCAGGUGGCUCUGCUGGAGAAACUGAGAGCGGAAAGGCUGCAUGUUGCUGCUGUCAUUGUGCAGAGCAGAAUUAGAGGAUGGCUGGCUCGGAUCAGAUACACCAAGGUCCUCUGGGCGACGGUGACCUUGCAGAGAUACAGCAGAGGAACCCUGGCCAGACGACUGGCUCUGACUUUACGCUACACCAAAGCUGCUCUGGUGAUCCAAAAGACCUUCCGUAUGGCGAUAGUCCGACAGCUGUUCCUCAUGAUCCGACAGGCCACCAUCAUCAUUCAAGCUUUCACACGGGGCACGAUAGUUCGCCGCAGAUACAGAGAAUUACUGUCAGAAAAGGCUGCCGUGCUGCUGCAGGCCAGAGUGCGUGGGUGGCUGGCGAGGCAAGCGUACAGGCGGCUCCGUGCAGCGGUGGUGUUCAUGCAGUGCUGCGUGCGCCGCAAGGCUGCCAGGAGAGAACUGCUUCAACUGAAGACCGAGGCCCGCUCAGUGGAGAGGUACAGAGAGCUCAACAAGGGCAUGGAGGUCAAACUGAUGCAACUGCAGCUGAGAGCGGACCAGGAGGCCAGGGAGAGUGCUGCUUUGAAAGAGACUCUAAAUGCAGAACGUGAGAUGAAAAGUGCUGAAGUGGAGGCUCUGAGGGUGACCAUACAGAAACUGGAACGUCAGAAACAGGAGAAGCCUCAGCCUCACCCAGCGAUCAGUGAGAAGGAGGUGGAGGAACGAAGGAGAGCAGAGGAGAAAGCUGCUCAGGAGAUACUUCAGCUGACUCAAGAGCUGCAAGUAUUGCAGAAAGAAAAGGACAGCCUUUAUAAAGAGAAAGAAGAUCUCUCUGCUCUUCUCCUGGAAAAAGAAAAAAUGCUAGAAGAGUCUGUGAAUCAAGCUGUGUCCAGGGAAAUUGCAGAUCUUCAGGCAGAGCUGGAUGAGGAGAGGAGAAAGUAUCAGGGCCUCCUGAGAGAGUUCACCAGACUGGAGCAGAGAUACGACAACCUCCGAGAGAUGAGCCUGCUCACCGAGCGGAACAAAGGCCACAAGAGGACUGACUCUUCUCAGAGUCUGAGCUUCGAGCCUAUCUCUCCUUCCCCAACUCCUCUGUCACCCCAGUCUCCUACUCCACAGUCCCUGUCACCGUUUCCAUCGUCUUUCCCUUCCCCAGAGCUAGUCCGCAGGGUCAGUGUGACGUCCCCCCCACUGGAGAGAGGGUUCUCAUCAUGGUCCUUAGAAUCAUCAUCAAUGGAACAUUUGAUGGAGAAGAUGGAUGUUGUCAAAGACCCGGCCGUGAAGCUGAAAGGAGAAGACCUGGCUCAUGCCUACGAUGCUGUACGAGUAGCCAACAAGUUUCUGGAGAAUCAGCUGCGCAGCCAGCGUAGUCAGUGGGAGGAGGAAAUGGAAGCUUUGAGGUGCCAGCUUAGUCAGGCCAUCUCAGGUUCUUCCCCAGCUGCUCAGGGACAGGUAUGGGAGCUGCUGGAGGCUCGUGAGCACGAGUGCGUGAAGCUGAGGAGAGAGCUGAAGGAGCUGAGAAGCACCGUCUCCCUCAAACGGCUGCUCACACAAGUUUUCCCAUCGACUUUGACCAGAGAGGACUCCUUUACGUCUCUGCCGAAGCCAACAGCGGUCCCUGGCUUGAUGGAAUGUAAAAAGAGAGAUGAGCCCAAACUCCUCAAAAACCUCAUCACAGACAUCCGUGCUGACAGCGCCCUGUCACUGCCUCCUGGUCUUCCCACCAACGUGCUCUUUCUGUGUAUUCGCCACAUUGACUGCAGUGGAGACCAAGCUCGUGCGCGCUCGUUCUGCAGCGCCACUGUCACGACGAUGAAGACAGCUCUGAAGAAACAUGUUCAUGAUGUAAACAUGACAGCUCUGUGGCUGAAAAACAUCCGUCUGCUGCACGAUCUGUUGCUCCAUCACUCCCCAAAACAGAGCUUUGACUCAGAUGAUCUGGUUCCUCUUAUGGCUGACCUGAGCGACUUGAUCCGCAACUUGAGCGACCUCUCUAUCCAGGCCUAUCAGCAGCUGCUCAGGAUCACUGGAACUCAGCUUCACACCAUCAUAAUCCCUGCUUUGAUGGAAAGUGAGACGAUACCGAGUCUUCCCGGAUCUGGGGCGAAGCUGGGGAUGUCCAGGAAGCGAGCGGGAUCAGAACCCAGGCCCACAGCAGCAGAUACUCCUACCAUGAUGGCUGUACUGAGAGAGCUUGGAGCUCUACACAUGGCCAUGACCCACCAAGCCUUUCACGCCACCCUGUUGGAACAGGCCUUCCGCCAGCUCACCCACUAUAUCUGCGCCGCUUCCCUCAACAGCAUGCUGUUGAGGAAAGAUAUGUGCUGCCUGAGUCGUGGUUUGCAAAUACGUUACAAUGUAACCCUGCUGGAGGACUGGCUGCGGGGCCGAGGCCUACAGGCAGGGGGCGCUGUUGCAGCACUGGAGCCCCUCAUCCAGGCUGCUCAGCUUCUGCAGAUGGGGAAGAAGACAGCGGACAAUGCUCAGGCCAUUGUUCAGACCUGCGCUGCCCUCUCCAGCCAGCAGAUUGUGAAGAUUUUGACCCUCUACACUCCUCACUGUGAUCUUGAUGAAAAAGUCACCAUAAAUUUCAUUCGCACUAUCCAGGGACUUCUCAAAGGUCAGUCCGACAGUCAGCCUCGGCAGCUUCUCAUGGACGUGAGGAGAGAGUUUCCGGUCAUCUUCCCCCAUGUGCCUCCGCCCGUCCUCAGUGCCGAGCAGUUAGUCAUCCCUGAGUCUCUCAAGAUUUCCUUUCUACGCAGAGUUUAAAGACGG
Molecule: messenger RNA, 4995 nt
Organism: Salarias fasciatus (jewelled blenny)
Lineage: Eukaryota; Metazoa; Chordata; Actinopteri; Blenniiformes; Blenniidae
Product: unconventional myosin-Va
Exons: 35
Coding region: 1-4989 (1662 amino acids)
Biological process (GO): actin filament organization
Cellular component (GO): membrane; myosin complex; cytoplasm
Molecular function (GO): actin filament binding; ATP binding; microfilament motor activity
Source: RefSeq, a predicted model, not a curated record